UUGACCGUUUUGGAUUUGUGGUGGUGUGUUAAAUUGACCUUGUUUAAAUGAUCUGCUUGAAUUAGAGUCCCCGUUUUCCAGGUGGCUGUGCCCUUACUGCUAGUCCUGAAAUCUUCUUGCCUGCUUGCGUCUGGGAAUUUAACUUUGAGAGGAAGAGAGUGAAUAUGAAUACGUGAAAAAUAAGAUGGUCCCUGGCCAGAUGAAAACUUCCUCAGAACUUUUUAGUAAGUCUGAGAAAGAAGACACUGAGAUUCCUAAUAGCCAUGGAAGAGAGACAGAGCCGCUAGAAGAAUCUACUGACCUGGAGGAGAUCAUGAGUGCAGGAGAUGACUGUUGCCUGAUAACUCUCCCCUUGAAUGACCAGUCUGCACCGCCUCAAAGAAAUACAGCUGAGAGUCCAUCUGAAAAACUGAAACUGGAUGAUACACAACAAGAAAUUACUUCAAAACAUGAGCAUUCUUCCGAUUUACAAGAACCAUCAGUUAAAAUUCAGUCUCCUAAAUUAAGUGGCAAAUCUAGGGCAGAUUCUGCUUCCAGGGAUGACAGAAAGCAAGAAACAAGUGUGUCAGUAAUAUACUAA
Lemur catta (Ring-tailed lemur) is the source of this 580-nucleotide messenger RNA. Its product is annotated as synaptonemal complex protein 2-like. The transcript is spliced from 6 exons. The record is from RefSeq and is a predicted model, not a curated record. NCBI's taxonomy places the organism in Eukaryota, Metazoa, Chordata, Mammalia, Primates, Lemuridae. Bases 185 to 580 code for a protein of 131 amino acids.